UUGGAGCACUAUAAAAAGUUUGCACACUCCCAGAUUCUUCCUAUUUGGCAGCUGCCUCCUCAUCAGGAACUUCUAACAUCACUCAAAGACUCUCUCCACUAACUAAAUCACCCACCACCAUGGCCCACCGCUAUCCAGCACUCACUGCGGAGCAGAAGAAGGAGCUUUCGGACAUUGCCAAACGCAUUGUUGCUGAUGGCAAGGGGAUCCUGGCGGCAGAUGAGUCUGUCGGUACCAUGGGCAAUCGCCUGCAGAGGAUCAAGGUAGAGAACACGGAAGAAAACCGCCGUCAGUUCCGAGAAAUUCUCUUCUCCGUUGAUAAAUCCAUCAAUGAGAGCAUUGGGGGUGUGAUCCUUUUCCAUGAGACUCUCUAUCAGAAGGAUAGCCAAGGAAAGUUGUUCAGAGAGAUCCUCAAGGAAAAGGGGAUCGUGGUGGGAAUCAAGCUGGACCAAGGUGGUGCUCCCCUGGCAGGAACAAAUGGAGAAACCUCCAUUCAAGGCUUGGAUGGACUAUCUCAGCGCUGUGCCCAGUACAAGAAGGAUGGUGCUGACUUUGGGAAGUGGCGGGCUGUGCUAAAGAUUGCUGACCAGUGUCCCUCCAGCCUGGCCAUCCAGGAGAACGCCAAUGCGCUGGCCCGCUAUGCCAGCAUCUGUCAGCAGAAUGGACUGGUGCCCAUUGUGGAGCCAGAAGUCAUCCCUGAUGGAGAUCACGACAUUGAGCAUUGCCAGUAUGUCUCUGAGAAGGUCCUGGCCGCUGUUUACAAAGCCCUGAAUGACCACCAUGUCUACUUGGAGGGAACACUCCUGAAGCCCAAUAUGGUGACAGCUGGACACGCCUGCACCAAGAAGUACACCCCUGAACAGGUGGCUCUGGCCACUGUCACAACUCUCCACCGAACAGUCCCUGCUGCUGUUCCAGGCAUCUGCUUUCUGUCUGGAGGCAUGAGUGAAGAAGAUGCGACUCUCAAUCUAAAUGCCAUCAAUCUUUGCCCACUGCCUAAGCCCUGGAAGCUAAGUUUCUCCUAUGGACGGGCCCUGCAGGCCAGUGCACUUGCUGCCUGGGGGGGCAAAGCUGCAAACAAGAAGGCAACCCAGGAGGCAUUUGUGAAGCGGGCUCAGGCAAACUGCCAGGCAGCCAAAGGGAAGUAUGUUCAUUCAGCCUCCUCUGGUUCUGCUGCCAGUCAGUCCCUUUUCACUCCCUGCUAUACCUACUAGUAUACUAGGAAUAUCUCCCGGCCAUUGCCCCAGCUCCUCUUUACACGUCAUUUAUUAAAAAUGCCACUUUUCUGCCAUGAAUAACAGUCAUCUGUGAAAUACCUCUUAAAAGCUGUGAACUGAUGAGUAUUUCUUACCAAGUAAUCCUGGCAGUCUGCAAACAAAUACUCGCACUGGAAAAUAAAUAAAACAUUUUAUAAACACUU
Trichosurus vulpecula (common brushtail) is the source of this 1420-nucleotide messenger RNA. RefSeq names its product aldolase, fructose-bisphosphate B (gene ALDOB). Gene Ontology annotation, molecular function: fructose-bisphosphate aldolase activity; fructose-1-phosphate aldolase activity. The record is from RefSeq and is a predicted model, not a curated record. The coding region runs from base 120 to 1214 and encodes 364 amino acids. Lineage: Eukaryota; Metazoa; Chordata; Mammalia; Diprotodontia; Phalangeridae. Gene Ontology annotation, biological process: fructose 1,6-bisphosphate metabolic process; glycolytic process. The transcript is spliced from 9 exons. Gene Ontology annotation, cellular component: cytosol.